AUGACUUGGAACCUUUUCAAAAAAAACCCCAAACCUGAACCCAUAAUAGCAGUUACUACAGGUGGUCCAAUACCUCCUACCGCUACAGUGGCACCAGCAGUCUCCCAGGAAAAUGCAACGCAGAUCUCAGGCCCAGUGGAGAGUACGGAGGACACUUUUGCAAAAUUUAAAGAAAAGUUUAUGAAUGAAAUAAAUAGAAUACCUUUGCCGCCAUGGGCCCUGAUUGCCAUUGCUGUCGUUGCUGGAUUGUUGCUGCUGACCUGCUGCUUUUGCAUCUGCAAGAAAUGCUGUUGCAAGAAGAAGAAGAACAAGAAGGACAAAAAGGGGAUGAAAAAUGCUAUGAACAUGAAAGAUAUGAAAGGCCAGAACAAACAGGAUGAUGAUGAUGAUGGAGAUGGCGAUGAGGAGGGAGAAGAGGAAGAGGAAAAGGAGCCAGAGAAUCUGGGCAAGCUGCAGUUCUCCCUAGAUUAUGAUUUUCAGGCUAACCAGCUCACAGUUGGAAUCCUCCAAGCAGCUGAACUUCCGGCAUUGGACAUUGGAGGUACGUCUGAUCCUUAUGUCAAAGUCUUCAUACUUCCAGACAAAAAGAAGAAGUUUGAGACCAAAGUACAAAAGAAGACCCUCAAUCCAACAUAUAAUGAGACUUUUGUCUUUAAGAUUCCAUACCAAGAGCUUGGUGGGAAGACUUUGGUGAUGGCCAUCUAUGACUUUGACCGAUUUUCUAAGCAUGAUAUCAUUGGGGAAGUCAAGGUACCCAUGAAUACUGUGGACUUAGGACAACCCAUUGAAGAAUGGAGGGAUCUAGAGAGUGCAGAAAAAGAGGAACCAGAGAAACUGGGAGACAUCUGUAUCUCAUUACGAUAUGUACCCACUGCUGGGAAAUUGACUGUCUGCAUACUGGAGGCCAAGAAUUUGAAAAAGAUGGAUGUUGGAGGUCUUUCUGAUCCCUAUGUGAAAAUUCAUCUGCUGCAGAAUGGCAAAAGGCUUAAGAAGAAGAAGACUACAGUCAAAAAGAAGACCCUGAACCCCUAUUUCAAUGAAUCUUUCAGCUUUGAGAUUCCCUUUGAGCAGAUACAGAAAGUGCAAGUUGUAAUUACUGUUCUGGAUUAUGACAAGUUGGGAAAGAAUGAAGCUAUUGGAAAAGUCUUUGUUGGCAACAAUGCUUCAGGCACAGAGCUCAGGCACUGGUCUGACAUGCUGGCCAACCCUCGCCGCCCCAUUGCCCAGUGGCACUCCUUGAAACCUGAAGAAGAGGUGGAUGCAGCUCUUGGAAAAAACAAAUAG
This is a messenger RNA of Protobothrops mucrosquamatus (brown spotted pit viper), 1284 nucleotides long. Its product is annotated as synaptotagmin-2-like. Gene Ontology annotation, cellular component: synaptic vesicle membrane; axon; dense core granule. Bases 1 to 1284 code for a protein of 427 amino acids. Gene Ontology annotation, molecular function: calcium-dependent phospholipid binding; syntaxin binding; clathrin binding. NCBI's taxonomy places the organism in Eukaryota, Metazoa, Chordata, Lepidosauria, Squamata, Viperidae. Gene Ontology annotation, biological process: regulation of calcium ion-dependent exocytosis; synaptic vesicle endocytosis; regulation of dopamine secretion. The transcript has 8 exons. The record is from RefSeq and is a predicted model, not a curated record.